Molecule: messenger RNA, 4119 nt
Organism: Habropoda laboriosa
Lineage: Eukaryota; Metazoa; Arthropoda; Insecta; Hymenoptera; Apidae
Gene: alpha-Man-IIb
Product: alpha-mannosidase 2
Exons: 7
Coding region: 302-3601 (1099 amino acids)
Biological process (GO): protein deglycosylation; N-glycan processing; mannose metabolic process
Cellular component (GO): Golgi membrane
Molecular function (GO): alpha-mannosidase activity; carbohydrate binding
Source: RefSeq, a predicted model, not a curated record
GCUGCAUCCCUCGACCGUCUGACCAUCUCGCGCCAGGCCAACCCCUGUAGCAGCAAGAGGAGAGAAUCGUAAUCGAAGGACGAGCAUUCGCUGAUCUGUCCUCGCUGGGGAGAGCCAGAAGAUUCUUCGAGGCAAGACGGUGUGAAAACUGACGUGUCCCAUGAAGUCGACGGACGACGGCGCCAGAGUAGGGGAGCGAUUGUCGCCAGUGAGCAUCGACACGGGAUCGAGCCAUAAUCGAAGCUCCAGGUGAAUCGAAGUCCAGCUACGCUCUCCCAGACGCUCCUCCUGUCGUGCCACCAUGUACAAGAUCCUUCGUCGCGGUUCCAGCCGCGUGUUCGUCGUCUGCGCGGUUCUGUUGACGCUGUUGCUGUGUCUCUACUAUGUGAACCAGGCUCAGGCGCCAUCCACUGGGCCAUCAGCGGGGAUUCUGAACGAGGAGCUCAGGUACGACCGAGGUCUGACCUCGAUCACGCCGGACUACGUCGAGUCCCCGGACGCCAAGGUCUCCCUGGAUACCUGUCCCAUCAUUGUGCCCAGGAACGUGGACAUCGACACGCAGCAGGAGUUCGAGAAGUUCGACUUCCAGCCGUCAUGGAUGCGCAGCAGGGAAUACUGGGAUGACAGCUUCGAGGCUCGUUACGCGGAGCUGAGGAAGGAUCCCACCAGGCCUCCGUUAAAGGUGAUCUUGGUGCCCCAUAGUCACACGGAUCCAGGAUGGCUGAAGACAUUCGAGCAGUAUUUCCACAGCUCUACGAGGAACAUCCUCAACAAUAUGGUCUCGAAGCUGCAGCAGUGGCCAAAUAUGACGUUCAUCUGGAGCGAAGUGUCCUUCCUGUCACUCUGGUGGGAGAGCGCCCAUCCGACUAAGAAGAUGGUCGUGAAAAGGUUAGUGAAGGAUGGAAGGCUAGAGAUGACAACUGGAGGCUGGGUGAUGACCGACGAGGCGACGUCGCAUAUCUACGCCAUGUUGGAUCAGCUGAUCGAAGGUCACCAGUGGCUGAAGACCAACCUGGACGUGGUCCCGGAGUCUGGCUGGUCUGUGGACCCGUUUGGUCACGGGGGCACGAUACCGUACUUCCUUAAAGCAUCUGGUGCUUCUGGUACGGUGAUCCAGAGGAUACACUACGCCUGGAAGCAAUGGUUCGCCAAGAAACAGUACGGUGACUUCAUUUGGAUGCAGCCCUGGGAUCAAACCGGUCAGGCUGACAUGCUGACACACAAUCAACCAUUCGACAUCUACAACAUCAAGCACUCAUGCGGACCUCAUCCUCACGUUUGCCUAAACUUCGACUUCAGGAAGAUUCGCGGAGAGUACACCGAGUACUCGGUCAGAGCUGUGGAGAUCACGCCAAACAACGUCAAACAAAUGGCUGAGCUGCUUUUGGAACAGUACUCCAGGACUGGCUCGCUGUUCACGCACAAUGUCGUACUUAUGCCGCUUGGUGACGACUUCAGAUACGACCACGCGAUCGAAUGGGACCAACAGUACACCAACUACAAGAUCCUGAUGGACUACAUCAACAGCAGAAAGGAAGAGUACAACGCGGAGAUAGCGUUCGGCACGCCCAAGGACUACUUUCAGGAGAUCAAAAAGCGCGUGGAGGAGUUUCCAACGUUGAAGGGCGACUUCUUCGUCUACUCCGACAUCUUCAGCGAAGGAAGACCCGCCUAUUGGAGCGGCUACUUCACCACCAGGCCCUACAUGAAGAUCCUGGACCGUGAACUGGAGGCUAAUCUCCGAUCAGCUGAGAUUCUCUACACCAUAGCGUUGAACGUGGCGAAACAGUCGGGGAAGGACUUCAUGCUCUACGAAACGUACUUCGAGAAGUUGGUGAAAGCCAGGAGGAACCUUGGUCUCUUCCAGCAUCACGACGCUAUCACCGGCACCUCCAAGUCUUUCGUGAUGAAGGACUACGCUCUGAAAUUGUUCGAAUCCAUCUCAGACACCACCAGCCUACAGAGCUUCGCCAUUCAAUCGCUGGCUGGGUCGGCCAGCAAACCGAAUUCCGUUUACGUCCUGGCCGAAUCCGAUAGGGACAGCUACGAGAAGCUACCAAAGAAGAUACCAAUUGGAAUCAACGGCCAGGAGACCAAGAAGAUAGUCCUGUUCAAUCCUCUGGCUCAGCCUAGGCAAGAAGUGAUCAGUCUGAAAGUGACCUCUUACAAACUUAAAGUCCUGGAUCCUCAGAAGAACCCUAUUCCCUAUCAGAUAGCCCCAGUGAUGAACGCCACAAGCAUCACCCACGACGUCUACGUGCUUCUGUUCGUGGUCGAGCUGAAACCUCUAGCCAUAGCCACUUAUCAUCUUCAACAGACUGACAAAGUGCCAAUGGAGGCUAUCUCCACAGUGUACUGCAGUAGGUGUGGCAAGGACAACGUGUUCCCCAUCAAACCCAUGCAAGUAGGCGAUGUUCAGCUGGAGAAUCAAAGGAUGAAACUGUUGUUCGACGGUCAGACAGGUUUCUUGAAGAGGGUGACGAAGAAAGCCACUGGAAAGAUCAUGCAGUGCGCCAUCCAGUUCGCUGCCUAUCCAUCCGCGCAGUUCCACAGCGGUGCCUACCUGUUCAUGCCUGACCCUAACCUCAGAGACAUCGACAAGGACGUGUUGGAGGCGUAUACGCCUCAUCAGAAGAUCUACAUCGUCAGCGGAAGUCUCAGUUCGCGGUUGACCGUUGAAUAUGGCAAGCUGCUGACCCAUCACGUUGCCAUUUAUCACAGAGACGACGGUCUAGGGGAGGCGAUCUACCUGAGGAACAUAGUAGACUUCGAAACACCGCCGAAGAACAGAGAAACGGAGAUGUUCAUGCGCCUGCAGACUGACAUACUGAACGGAGAUCCUCCAGAGUUCUACACAGACCUGAACGGUCACCAGAUGAUCAAACGGACGAAGAUAGAGAGGAUUGGCAUCGAGGGGAACUAUUUCCCCAUCACCACGAUGGCCUACAUAGAGGACACUAACCACAGGCUAACUCUGUUAGUGAAUCACUGCCAAGGAGCGGCCAGCUAUCAACCAGGAUGGCUGGAGGUGAUGUUAGACAGGAGAACUUUGUACGACGAUUCGAGAGGGAUGGGCGAGGGUCUUCUGGAUAAUCGUAGGACAGUCAUCAAGCACUGGUUGCUCUUAGAAGACAUCACUGGUGAGAAGGAGAAGUACUCGAAGCCGUCUCUGUUCGCCAAUCACCUGAGCAACGCUCUCAACUAUCCUGUGAACAUCUUCGUGGUGGAUGGGGCAGACGGUGACAUAGCUAUGGCUCCAGAGGUGCGUCUGCUCAGCCAGAGCUUCCCAUGCGAUCUACAUCUGCUCAAUCUGAGGACCAAUCACGACCAGAAACUGCCACACUUCCCUGUCAACAGCGCCCUGAUGGUGUUGCACAGACAGGGCUACAGUUGCUCCGUAGGAGUGGACGUUGCCUUGAAACACUGCCCUCUGACAGAGAGAAUAGGCCAGGGUACGUCUUUCUUCAAACUGGCGAACCUGAACGUGACCAAGACCUCGCUGACAGGCACAAGGACUAAAGGAAGGCUGAAGGACGGUCUGCAGGAGGUCAGUCUGAAACCCAUGGAGGUGGAGACGUUCAACGUGAACUUUGUCCAAUGAUCCUAAGCCCCAUAGAAAAGCGUUUGCCUGCCUUCUUGGACAGGACACUGCCCUGGCAGAUGCUACCUCUUCUUCGGGUCUUCGUGCAAUCAAACGGAAUCAUACAGAGCUGGAACCGUGUUUUUCUCGCCAAAUUUCUUUUCUCUACCUUCCGUUCUGACCACCUUACAGUGUACAUAGACACGCCAUGCUGACGUUCACCACGAUUGCACCAGUGUACAUACACACACACACACACCAGGACGCUCUGUUCCACGUUUUCAGUUCGAUUAAUACUGCAUACACAGGCAGGAAGGGAGAGUCGUGUCCUCUGACUUCACCGAGCUUUCCCCUGCACCUUCUAUCACUUCGAUCGACAUUAGGAACACGUAGCAACCAGAAACUCGCCGCUGAAGCCCCGUUUUCCAACUGCUCAAACGUUCAGACGUGUCUCUACGAGUCUAUCCGAACGUAUAGACCAGGCUGUUUGAAGGGUCCGCGGUUGAGACUGGGGCUUCACAGGCGUUCCAGAACAGACU